AUGUGUCUUUUACUCAACAUGGCGACCGGCAAAGGACUCGCGAUCGUUUUUCGACCAAAGACUAUUAGUUUAAUCAAUAGUAGUAAUUUAAAUAAAUUGUCAUGUGGUAUCGUACAAAGAUGUAAUACAUGUCAUCGGUCUAUAACAACAGUAACACUGGGUGUCGGCAACUGGAACUCGAAGAAAUCAGAAAAAAAUACAAUAGGGAGUUUUACCCAUACUGAGAGAGGACUACAUACCACAAAUCAGCUUUUAAAACGCAGUUAUUAUGAAGUAUUAGGAGUAUCUAAAAAUGCUUCAGCAAAAGACAUUAAAAAAGCUUAUUACCAAUUGGCUAAAAAGUAUCAUCCUGACACAAAUAAAGGAGAUCCAGAUGCAAGUAGAAAGUUUCAGGAAGUUUCAGAGGCAUAUGAAGUAUUGAGCGAUGAUACUAAAAGAAAAGAAUAUGAUACAUGGGGUACAACUUCUGAACAAAUGGGAAUGGGACAGGCGGGUGGUGGUACCAAAAACUAUGGCCAAAACUGGCAAUUUAGAUCAACCAUUAAUCCAGAAGAGUUAUUUAGGAAAAUAUUUGGCGAAGCUGGUUUUCAAAGUAAUGCUUUCAGUGAUUAUGAAGAUUUUGCAGAGUCAGUAUUUGGUUUUGGUGCAGCUCAAGAGGUUAUUAUGAAUUUAACAUUUGCACAAGCUGCCCGAGGAGUAAAUAAAGAAAUUGAGCUGAAUGUAGUAGAUUCAUGUGUCCAAUGUUCAGGCACCCGAUGUGAACCAGGUACAAAGCCAGUGAAAUGUCAGUAUUGUAAUGGAACAGGAAUGGAAACAAUUACCACCGGUCCUUUUGUAAUGCGCUCUACUUGCCGUUACUGUCAUGGCACCAGAAUGUACAUUAGAUUUCCGUGCUCUGCUUGUCAAGGAAAAGGACAAUCGGUGCAACGUAAAACAAUGACAGUUCCAGUCCCAGCUGGCGUUGAAGAUGGAGAAACAAUUCGAAUGUCUGUGGGUAAUAAAGAAGUAUUUAUAACAUUCCGUGUGGAAAAAUCAAAAUACUUUCGAAGAGACGGUGCAGACGUACAUACGGACGCUGAAAUUUCCUUAUCGCAAGCAAUACUUGGUGGUACAAUAAGAAUACAAGGCAUUUAUGAAGAUCAUACUGUACAAAUUCGGUCUGGAACUUCGUCUCAUACAAAAAUUAGACUUACUGGAAAAGGAUUGAAAAAAGUGAAUGGCACAGGAUAUGGAGAUCACUAUCUACAAAUUAAAAUAACAGUUCCUACAAAAUUGAAUGAUAGGCAAUUGGCAUUACUUCAAACCUAUGCAGAACUGGAAAGUGAUACUCCAGGCAGUAUACAUGGUAUUACGUUCAAGACAGAUGGUACAAAACAAAGUUAUACCGGUCCUUUGAAUUUGGUGGAAAAUAUACGAAUAGCAUUAGGUGAUCAGAAUGAUUCUGAUAAACGGUGUGAAUCCACUAAACCUCAAGAUCCAGGAGAUCAAUCUCAAACUGACAAUAGAAAAGAAAGCAGUACUCCAAAUGAAAACAUUAAUAGCAUGCGAAGACAAAAAGUGUCGUAAUAUGUUAGAUUUUUCAAUUGUUAGAAAAAUAUAUUCGUGCACGCCAGUCGUGAAA
Dufourea novaeangliae is the source of this 1621-nucleotide messenger RNA. RefSeq names its product protein tumorous imaginal discs, mitochondrial-like. NCBI's taxonomy places the organism in Eukaryota, Metazoa, Arthropoda, Insecta, Hymenoptera, Halictidae. The transcript has 5 exons. Gene Ontology annotation, molecular function: heat shock protein binding; ATP binding. The record is from RefSeq and is a predicted model, not a curated record. Gene Ontology annotation, biological process: mitochondrion organization; negative regulation of apoptotic process; protein folding. Bases 1 to 1566 code for a protein of 521 amino acids. Gene Ontology annotation, cellular component: mitochondrion.